Molecule: messenger RNA, 561 nt
Organism: Rhizopus microsporus ATCC 52813
Lineage: Eukaryota; Fungi; Mucoromycota; Mucoromycetes; Mucorales; Rhizopodaceae
Exons: 3
Coding region: 36-518 (160 amino acids)
Source: RefSeq, a predicted model, not a curated record
CAUUGAUUUCUAUAUUCAGUUUUUUUUUCUUGGCCAUGUCUCAAGCUGAUAUUAGCUCUGCUUACACAUUUCAAAUACAAUCAACCAUUGAUCAGUUAGAACAUCAAUUACUGACAAUAAAAGAUGAAUCAAAUAAAUUAGCAAUUCUUAUUCAAAAGACGCGAGACGCAUCGCUAUUAACCGAAAAGGAGCUUUCAGAAAUAAAAGCAAAUAUGGAUAUGUUGUCAGUCUAUAACAAUAAGCUAUUAUCCAUCAAGGCAACCAUGUCGAUGCUCAGUGGAAGAUCGAAGCAGCUACUGAGUAGAGCCGAGAAACUAAAGCAGAUAAAGAUGGAGUAUCUCUUACAAAUUGAUGAAAUAAAACGUAUAGAGCAACAAAAGGACCAAUCAAUUGCUGCUGCUGUCGUUCAGAACAAACCAACGAUACCCAAGACAGUGAAAAAGAAAAAGAAGGCAAGGCAAGUUUUGUUGGAAGAAGAACAUUCAUCAGACUGGAAACCCAAACGUAAAGAGAAAUAAUAAAAUUUUAUUUUUUUAUGCUCUGAGCGCACGUCUAUCUUCC